Messenger RNA from Boleophthalmus pectinirostris (great blue-spotted mudskipper), 5616 nucleotides. RefSeq names its product phosphodiesterase 3B (gene pde3b). Gene Ontology annotation, cellular component: membrane. The record is from RefSeq and is a predicted model, not a curated record. Gene Ontology annotation, molecular function: protein kinase B binding; 3',5'-cyclic-AMP phosphodiesterase activity. The transcript has 16 exons. NCBI's taxonomy places the organism in Eukaryota, Metazoa, Chordata, Actinopteri, Gobiiformes, Gobiidae. Bases 159 to 3479 code for a protein of 1106 amino acids. Gene Ontology annotation, biological process: signal transduction.
GUAAAAACAACAUCUCACCUUCUUUCUUUAGUCCAAGUGGUGGAGCACGUUUGGGUGACCAUGGAGUGCGUUUGCUGUCAUGUAGUUGAGCGCUAAUACGGCGUGAAUAGCAGAAGAGGGGGGCUUUCGUGCGGGGAAGAGGACCGAUCGGUCGAGUCAUGGCUGCACGGGAGGACGGAGAACUCCUGCACGGUAAACUACGGCACCACGACCGCGUUGGAAGUGUAAACAGCUCCGAGGCUUUCAGGAACGGCUAUGUGAAGAGCUGCGUCACCCCCCUAAAACAAGACCAGCAAAGGGGAUUUUUGUUCAACCUGUGCAGCUUUUGCAAUGAAGACAUACUGAAUUCCAAAGUGUUAAAGGUCUCCGCUGUGUAUGUGGGCGCGUUUGUGUUCUUUGCGCUUUCGUUUGUCAUAUCCAGGAGCUUGCAAAGUGACUCGUUCUGGGAUUUGAGGACUUUUUUGUCGGGGUUCUCUCAGUCAGUUAGUCCUUUAUUUAGUAUAGGAUGCGCCUUUUUCUUUUUAACAUUUUAUUUGAGACGGAAAAAGAAAGAAAGUAGUAAAUGUUGGCUCCUGUCACUGCCAGCAUCGUGCUACCUCGGGGAUUUUUUGGUUUUGCGGUUUCUGCAAUGGGGAGAAGAGCAGCACCAGAUACAAAUGGUGGGCAGGUUGUUAUUCGUGUUAGGAUGUGUGGGUCUACUCACACUCGUGCCCACUCUCAAACUUAAACACAGUGUGCUCAUACUGGUCUUCGCCAGUGUUGUUUGGCUCGCCUCUUUCACAAGUUUGAGCGGACUGCCAGUGCUCCUGAGGCCGCUGUUCGCCUGCUUCGCCGGCUUCUGCGGCUCUCUUCUGGGGCUGUGUUUUGACCGCUUCUACCCUGCGAGGGAGGCGACCUGCGGCAGCCCCAGCACGGAUGAGAAGGUGCCUGUUAUCCGGCCUAGAAGACGCUCCAGCUGCGUCUCUCUGGGAGAAACCUCCACCAGCUACUAUGGCAGCUGUAAAAUGCCCCGCAGACCAUCACUGCCCUGUAUAUCACGGGAACAGAUGAUACUAUGGGACUGGGAUUUGAAACAUUGGUACAAACCUCAGUAUCAGGGGGCUGUGAGUGGCAAUGGUGUGGACCUCUCUGUUAUAAAUGAAGCCAGAAACCUGGUGUCUGACCUGCUGAUGGACGCGUCCCUGUCUCCACACACUGUCUCCGUCCUGCGCAGUGUUUCCAGCCUCAUGGGGACUUUCUCAGGGUCGUGCCGGCCCCGGGUCAACCCCUUCACCCCCUUCCCUGGUUUCUACCCCUGUGAUGAGAUGGAGGACUCUGUGGAGAGGGGGGACAGGAAAUCUAUAAAGGGCCUAAGCAGCAGAAACAGCCUCCCCACACCUCAGCCGCGCAGAAGCUCCACCUCCUCCUCCUCUACUCUCCCUCUUCUCGAAUCUGCCUCUUUACGGUGGGAACGCAACAAUGGGAAGAGACCACACCCUGACCUUAAUAUGACCAGCUCAGGCAUGUCCAAUGGACCCAAUGCAAACCUCCUCACCAUUCCCAAACAGAGGUCAUCCUCCGUCACCCUCACCUAUCACUCCGGGCCCAGGAGAGCAGGCACUUCUCCAAGCCUAAGCCCGGUCACUUCACCCAGCCACAGUCCUCCCGCUGUGGGUGCAUCAUCAUCGCUCGUCACCCGAUCGCCAGUGGAGUUUCCUGACACAGCGGACUUCCUCACCAAACCCAGCCUCAAUCUCAACCUGCAUAAGCCCCUCAACUACACCUUCAGCUCCCCAGACUUCCAGCAAAACAGCCGCAGCUCCAGUUUUCAGCUUUGCACAAGUUGUGGACGUCAGAUACUGAAAGGACUUUCCACAAGUGAAACAAGUGAUGUUCAUCCUUCGUCCUUUACAACUGAGAGCCAGCGAAGACGCUCAGGCUGUGAUGGUGUAGAGUUCACAGGAGAGCCGCUGAUCAGGGAGGAGAGUGUGGAGGCCGAGGCAUGUGCAGACAGCAGGACAGAUGUGGCUGGGAGCUCCGUCCUGGAGGAAGAGGAGAGGGAGAGCAGCUCAGAGCAGCAAACUCAGGAAACAGAGGGGGAGCAGGAGUUCAGGCUCGACCCGAUGUUGGAAGACCAAGAAGGGCUGAUGGAGAGGAUGAACACGUGGAACUUUCAGAUUUUUGAUUUGGUCGAUACAACAGGGGGUAAAACAGGAAGAAUACUCAGCUAUGUUACAUACACACUUUUCCAGGACACAUGUCUUUUUGAAAUCUUCAAAAUUCCUGUGAGGGAGUUUAUGGCAUUCUUCUGUGCUCUAGAAAGUGGCUACAGGGACAUUCCCUAUCAUAAUCGGGUUCAUGCUACUGAUGUGCUCCAUGCUGUCUGGUACCUAACCACUCGACCAAUCCCUGGGUUCCAGCAAAUCCAUAGUGAGCAUGUGACAGGAAGUGACACAGACUCAGACAGUGGGAUUUCUCCAGGAAGAGUGUCCUACGCCUCGUCAAAGAGCUCAUCGAUAUCAGAUGACAGUUAUGGCUGUCUGACCUGGAACAUACCCGCCUUGGAGCUAAUGGCCCUUUAUGUAGCAGCUGCAAUGCAUGAUUAUGACCAUCCAGGUCGCACCAAUGCCUUUCUAGUAGCCACUAAUGCACCUCAGGCAGUUUUGUACAAUGACCGCUCAGUGCUGGAGAACCAUCAUGCAGCAGCUGCCUGGAGCCUCUACCUGUCGCGGCCUGAGUUUAACUUCCUGGUCAAUUUGGAUCAUGUUGAAUUUAAACGUUUCCGCUUCCUCGUCAUCGAAGCAAUAUUGGCCACAGACCUCAAGAAGCACUUUGAUUUCCUGGCUGAGUUCAAUUCCAAGGUAAAUGAUGUGAACAGCCCAGGAAUUGAUUGGACCAAUGAGAAUGACAGACUGCUGGUGUGCCAAGUGUGUAUUAAGCUGGCAGACAUUAACGGACCAGCCAAAGUCCGGGAUCUGCACCUCAAGUGGACAGAAGGCAUUGUUAAUGAAUUCUAUGAGCAGGGGGAUGAGGAGGCCCAGUUGGGAUUACCCAUCAGCCCCUUCAUGGACCGCUCGUCACCGCAGCUGGCCAAACUUCAGGAGUCUUUCAUCACUCAUAUAGUGGGGCCACUGUGUAACUCAUAUGACGCAGCAGGCCUUCUUCCAGGGCAGUGGAUUAAUGAGGACGCAUCAGAUGAAGAUGAUGAAGAGGGACCAGAGGAUUCAGAGUCAGAGGAAGAUGAUGAAGAAGAGGAUGAGCUUGAAGAUGAGCUGGCACCAAAAAAAAGGAAGAAGCGGCGCAGGUUGUUCUGCAACAUAAUGCACCACUUGACAGAGAACCAUAAAGUGUGGAAGAAAAUCAUUGAGGAGGAGGACAAGAGCAAAGACAAGCAGCCAGUGGAGAGUCUGCUGACCAGCCUACCGCCCAGCCUCCCCACCUCAUCAUCAGAUGACAUCCAGGUCAUCCAGGAGGAAGAGGAGGGAGACGAACGGCAGUAGCACACCCAAGAAGGACACACAUACUGUAGAGUGUAGGGGAGAUCACAUGCCUUUAACAAACACACAGACUGAUGCACAUAUGUCCCCUCACACACAUCUGAAGAUUCACUGUGCAGACACUCUGCUUAGCAGUCAUGUUCUAUGGAGAAACUAAAUGGCCUUACUACUGUGAGCGGAUCCUUGCUGCAAUAGUGGGAGCCCAACUCCUAUGCACUUUCAGCCCAUGGAGCGUCUUGGCAGCCCAGAACUGAGGAGAGUGCAGAAGAAGACUGCUGGCCUCCAUGGUAACCUGGCUGUGAUGCUGCCUUUAAUGCGAAGCGCUUAAACCUCCCUUAGGUACAAAACAAACCUUUCUAUUUGAAACAGAGUAGAGGCAACACAGAAGCAAGAGAAGUUAUGAAGAACCUAAAACCCUUUACCAAAGUUCAAGCAAAAGGAGGACAAGAGACUAGGAGAGCCUCUGUGUCAGUCUAUUUUUGAAUAGAGUAUAUACUCACUGUAUAUACACACACACAGUAUAUCAAAUGUGCCUGUCUGAUCCCUCAUAUCGGCCCAGAGCCUUGGCUCGUGUAGUUCUCUCUUUGCUGGCGACACAAAACACUGUAUCGACUCAGUCACAGGGACUUAACUGAAGUUGACUGAUGAAUUGCAUUAUGCCUGCAUCAUUUUGGAUGCUUUUAUUCAUGUGUACCACCUGUCUUUAUGUUGAACUAUUUGUUUGGAGGGUUAGGGGCAUGACCAGAGAAUGACAGGGAGAAAGAGAGCACAUUUUUUAUUAUUAUUUUAUUAUGUUAUUUUGUGUGUCUGUUUGUGUGUCCUUUCAAUGAUUGGCACCUAAUCAGUCAAAUGUCCUCUAGUGUUAAGAAUACUGCAUUCAGAUCAUAUUUUUGAUUAUAAGUAUUUUUAAAGGUAACUCAGGAUUUUCAAAAAGUUCAAAUUUUCUGUCAUUUAUAUGACACUUUCAACAAGAUCAUUAAAAUCUGGGUGAUGAAAGCAGUUUGUAAUCUCUUCAUGAACAACAUCCACAACAAACAACUCAAGGGGCUAUUCAUACACUGCUUGCAUUAGGUUUACUUGCUCAAUGGAGAAAUGUUUUUGUUAAUGUCAGACAGGUAUUUUUGACAAAAAGACUGUAUUUCAUCUGCAUAUACCUGUGUUGGAACUUUUAAUUAAGUUAUUCUCGUCUUUUUAGUUUUCAAAUUAGUGUUUGAAGAAGGGAUCCAGGUUUUGUUUUAUUUUAAUUUUUUUCUCGAUGAAGAACACUUGGCAUUCCAAUACAAUAACUCUAAUGUUUAAUGAAAGAGAAGGUCUAGUCUCCUGUGUCAUAUUAACUGUCAUUAAUAAUCAGAAGCAUUGUAUUCGUUAUACAUACAAGACCUUACUGAAUACAGGUGUGCACAUUUUAAUACCAAACAAGUGUUAAGCCUCUGUACAAAAAUAUUAGCAUAUAAUAUAUUAUAUUUUUAAACAAUGAAACAAAUGCAUCUGUUUUUUACUCUCCUGGAAAUUACAUUGUGUUGCUGGAGCUUCAGUCUACUCCAUUUUAGAAGUGUGCAGGGAGUGGAUAUUUUAAUAAAAGUUGUGGCAUAUGUUCAUUAGGAUUACCACUGUUUCAAUGAAUCAUAUUCAUUUUGCUAUACUAACAAAUUAAGCUUGCAUAUAGCCUAGAAUUUAAUCUUUAAUAUAGCCACAGAUCAAUAAAACAAAAACAAACAAGUUAAGCAUUUCAGUACAUUAAUUGAAAUAUUUUCUAAUAUAUUUUUAUAUUUUUCCAAUAUUUACUGAAUUGCUGUACUCUGCCAAUUCAACUAUUUUAGAUUUCAUUACAUUUUCUUGACAAAGCAUUAUCUUCCUUUCUUUAAGGUCUGUGGAACAAUAUGCCAUAACUUCAACUUCUGCCUGACACAUAUCACAUACUCACCCCCAUUCUGAACCAUUAAAGCCUUCUUAGUUCUCAACAUUUCCUGGCCUAAACUUCUUGAGUAAUCACCCAUGAAUGUCCUCAAAUGUUCCCUAAAUGUAGCAUCAGUAUGUGUACAUUUGUCUAAUGUAAUCCUUCACCCUUAUCUGCAUACGUUGUGAGGGCAAGUGAUUUUUGUUGUUAUUUAUAGCUGUCAUAAAGCACCAUCCCAAAGUA